AUGUCAUAUUACAACCAACCCUACGGCGCUGGUGCAGGCGCUGGUGGCGCUGCUUCGAACCUUCAGUUCUAUCCCUCCUCCUACUCAAACGUUUCCGGCCACACCACGCCCUCUCAAGCCUCUUACGGUGGAUAUGGUGGCACAAGUAACACCGCAAGCGCAUAUCCAGGCUAUGGUGCAGGCUCCUCAGGAGGCUUUGGAGGUGGACCUGGGAUGCAGGGAGUCAGUGGUCGCAUGGGAGAUUCUGGCGGGUUGAGAACAGGUUGGCUCGCCGCGUUUGGAACCGAGGGGUAUGAAGGAGAGCCGGGGUUGAUGGAGGAGCUGGGAGUCAACUUUGGACAUAUCAAAACGAAGACCCUCACAGUCCUGAACCCGUGGAUGCGUCCGUCACCCCACAUCAUGGACGACAGUGAUCUCUACGGGGGUCUUCUGUUCCUGAUCCUUUACGGAACCUUUCUCGCCCUCUCGGGAAAAUUCUUCUACGGCUACAUCUACGGCAUUGCGCUCUUUGGGUCUAUAGCUCUGCACUGGAUGUUCGCGCUCAUGACACCGCCCAUCGAUCCCAACGAUUCAGAUCAAAUGGCGCAAGCCCAGCGAGAUCAUGGGCAAGGACCCGGUGGCCGUGGUCACGGGGGCCAUUUCUCUAGCACACUCACAUACUCGCGAAGUGCAAGUGUUUUGGGGUACUGUUUUCUGCCACUCGUCUUCACCUCCUUAUUUGGGGUGCUGCUGCCUAUGGACACGGCCAUGGGAUACAUCAUGACGGCGAUGGCGGUGGGAUGGUCCACGUUCAGCAGUUCUGGGAUGUUUGUCAGUGUGGGAAGAAUGAAGGGCAUGAGGGGGCUCGUGGCAUAUCCUCUAGCACUGUUUUAUUCGGGGUUUGGCAUCAUGGGAAUCUUUUCGAGCCGGGGAAGUGGCAUGCUGGAAGGAAAAGUGCUUUGA
This is a messenger RNA of Fonsecaea nubica, 942 nucleotides long. RefSeq lists its product as hypothetical. The transcript is spliced from 2 exons. The record is from RefSeq and is a predicted model, not a curated record. Gene Ontology annotation, biological process: vesicle fusion with Golgi apparatus; endoplasmic reticulum to Golgi vesicle-mediated transport. The coding region runs from base 1 to 942 and encodes 313 amino acids. Lineage: Eukaryota; Fungi; Ascomycota; Eurotiomycetes; Chaetothyriales; Herpotrichiellaceae. Gene Ontology annotation, cellular component: trans-Golgi network.